AUGAUGGACACGGAGAUGACAAGUAGCCCAGUACCCGUCUGCAGACAAGGUCUGUUCAUCCACACAGGAAACCCACUUAUGCGAGACCACCCACUGUCCUGUGAGAGACUGCUUCAUGUUGGUCAGCUGAACUUGACACACUCAGAUAUAAGGUCACCCAGGUUUCAAGACUCAGUAGAUUCUGCUGCUCCAUGCCUGAAUGGAAGUCACCCGGCUCAGCACAUUAAACAAGAAUGCCCGAGUGAUUAUAAGGUUCUGUCUGAGGCUUCCACACAUAGGAGGAUUACGGAGGGGAUGGAGCUGAGAGCCUCCAGUAGUCUGCAUCCUGAAAUAGACCUAAUGAAUAAUAGCUUUACAAAUUCACUUUCAUCCUACUUGUUUAAUAAUGAACAUAGCUCCUCCCUGGGUCCUUUGUCACUUGGCACCCCUCAGCACUCAGCCAGGCUACAAACAAGCAACCUGAAGAAGAGAUGCAUCUCUGUUGUGCCGUCUUCAGCUGAAGGAAUUGAUAUUACAGCUAUCAUCCGCACAUCACAGACGUCACUGGUCACCUGUGUGAAUGGACUGCGAACUAAUUCAGCUGGCAUUUCCUCUCAUCCUGUGGAGAUCAGUCAUCACAGUGCUCAAAAAUCCUCUCGGCCCCAGUCUUGCUCUCAGCCUGGAAACCCUUGCAGUAUUCCCUCCCCUCCAGCAUGUCUUGUACCUAUUUCUGCUGAAUGUGACAGAGGUGACUGUGAGCAGAUACAAAUGCAGCAAGUCGAGGAGAAUGGAAGCCUCAGCCUUAUGAUGAACGGUACUAGCAUUCCUCAUCAAAACACCUCGCACAGCACCCAGAAGGUGAGUUUCUUAAAACAAGAACCAGCUGACGAUUAUUCCUCCACUGCUGAUCUUUUUCGACAUCAUCAGGGGCUGCCUCCCCCUUACCAUCUGCACCAGCAACUAAGCCAAACUCAAGGGACACUGCCUCACUUACACACCUCUAUGUCUCCAAAGUCCCUUCAGCCCAGUGACGGGGAUGAACAGGACCUCAGCAAUGGUAAACAGGUCUGUCGGUGGAUUGACUGCAGUGCCACUUAUGACCAACAAGACGAACUGGUCAGACACAUAGAAAAGACUCACAUUGACCAGCGAAAAGGAGAGGACUUCACUUGCUUUUGGGCAGGCUGCGUCCGCCGAUAUAAACCCUUCAAUGCUCGUUACAAACUGCUGAUUCAUAUGAGAGUUCAUUCUGGAGAAAAACCAAACAAGUGCAUG
This is a messenger RNA of Pelecanus crispus (Dalmatian pelican), 1254 nucleotides long. The record is from RefSeq and is a predicted model, not a curated record. Lineage: Eukaryota; Metazoa; Chordata; Aves; Pelecaniformes; Pelecanidae.